AUGAAGUUGGGAAACAAUUUCGCGGAGAAGGGCACCAAGCAGCCGCUGCUGGAGGAUGGCUUUGACACCAUCCCCCUGAUGACGCCCCUUGAUGUCAAUCAGCUGCAGUUCCCAACCCCAGAUAAGGUGGUCGUGAAAACUAAGACUGAAAAUGAACCUGACCGACAGAAAGGCAAAGCACGUUCUCCCAAGAUAGCCGAGUUCACUGUCAGCAUCACUGAGGGUGUCACCAAGAGGUUCAAGGUGUCUGUGCUGGUCUUCUUUGCCCUGGUCUUCCUCACCUGUGUCAUCUUCCUGGUCGUCUACAAGGCGUACAACCAUGACCGUGCCUGUCCCGAUGGCUUCACCCUCAAGAACACGCAGUGCAUCCCAGGAGGCUUGGAGAGCUACUAUGCGGAGCAAGACUCCGACGCCCGGGAGAAAUUUUACACCGUCACCAACCACUACAACCUGGCCAAGCAGAGCAUCACCCACUCAGUGUUGCUGUGGAUGUCAGCUCUGUCGGAAGAGAAGCUCUCAGAGCAGGAGACUGAGGCUGCUGAGAAAUCUGCUUAGCGAGAUGGGCAGGUUCCUUACAGUGUCACUGGAAGAUCAAAAAUAAAUGACAAAUAGUGCAAGAUAUGUUGCAAACAAGCAUGGUGGUCAUGGCCAACUCCAUUACUGUUUCCUGAAAUGUGCUUCCAAAACAUACAGUAUUUUAUUAUCAAGGGUGUUUAGAAACAACGACCAUGACCUCGGAGCAGUGGGUGGGCGUAGAGUCAUGGACGUUGUGAAGCUGUGGUGACGCAUAAGAGCAAUAACUACAUGCUAAAACUUCUUCUGUGUAGAGAUAUCAUCUAUCAGCAAAUUCCAGCCCAUGUCAAUGCAAUGCCAGGCAACCCUAUUUGUAUUUUCUAGUAGACAUGUAUUUUAUUGACUGUAAGUUCAUUCACAUGUAACUUCUGACAUUUUCACUCUGUGCAAAUAAAGAA
This is a messenger RNA of Kogia breviceps (pygmy sperm whale), 971 nucleotides long. Lineage: Eukaryota; Metazoa; Chordata; Mammalia; Artiodactyla; Physeteridae. The record is from RefSeq and is a predicted model, not a curated record.